Symbiodinium sp. CCMP2592 is the source of this 744-nucleotide messenger RNA. The record is from the annotation of a GenBank genome assembly. NCBI's taxonomy places the organism in Eukaryota, Dinophyceae, Suessiales, Symbiodiniaceae.
AUGUCCAACAAGCGGACGCUCGACGGCUUUGUGGCCUGCUUCCGAUGCCCCAAAAGAGCCGUCCAAAGGCGGACAUGCGGAUCAGCUUUGUGCGCAGGCCUCGAAGGUUACUACGCAAUGUGCCGGGACUGUGCCUGGGGCCCUUGCCCCUUAUGUGGAGAAACCCCAGGAGUGGAAGAAGUGGAAACUGAGAGCAGCUUGCCCUACGCUGCCACGGACAGCUUGGGUGAGGUCUCGGAGGCUGUUGCAGACGAGCUUGCUGAGCGGAUCCUUCGAGUUCUGGAUAAGGCCGUAGGGCCGGUGACUCCUAUCGCUGUAGCACGGCAGUGCGCGCUGACGAUGUCCAAGGAUGUGAACCCGACACUCUACCGUCUAGAGGCUGCUGGAAAAGUCGACAGAAUCUGGAAUGAUGGGCAGAAUUUGUGGCAGCUAGCAUCGGCAAAGCCACAGCCAACGCAGCGAACGCAGGGGCAUCGUGGUUCCAUGCUGCCCGAUGCAAGUGUGCCAGAAGAGGUGCGGCGCAGUGACAAUGCCAUGGUCAAAGCCACGGACAGUCCCCUGGUGAAAAACAUUCUGACCAUCCUUGCUAAAGAAGGUGUUCCACUGACCGCUAUCAGCCUCGCACGGCGGUGUGGCCUGGAGAGGGCCUCCGACGUGAAUCCUACGCUUUAUGCCCUUCUGAAGGAAGGCAGGUUGGUUAAGACAGAUGUCGGAAAGCCUGCGUGGUCUUUUCCAAAGUCGUGA